GGCUCUCACCAUGGCUGCAGCGCGGCUCGUCACCUGGGGGCUGCUCCUGGCCGCCGGGAUUCCUGCCGGGGCUCGGGGGACGCUGCCGGCCGGGCUGUCCCCAGGUGUGACCCUGUGGCGGAGCAGGGAUCCUCUGCGCGGCGCUGCCUGGGGACACCGGUGGCUGGGCCCGUCCCCUGCUUGGGAGGCAUCGGGGGAGGCGAGCGGCACCGGGCCCCCUGGCAGCGACCGCUGGGGAGAUGGCAGCCCCGUGCACUGGUCCCCACCGCUGCGGGUGGGGGAUGCCACCGGGGCAGCCCGGGGAAUGGAGACCACCUCGACAGAUGCCGAGAUCAGUGCGUGGAGGGACGGCGGCAAUGCCUCGGCCGAAGCGGAGGAGCCCGUCGUCGCCUGGCGGGGCCAUCAGGCUGAAGGCCAGGACAGCACCUGGGGGGGGACCUGGAUGACCCACGGCUCUGUGGUGCGUACGCCGGGCCCCAAGUUGCCCAUGGAUACGGAGCCGGGCUCCACGAGACCACCCUGGGCAGGGCAGGGCACAAACCCAGCCGGGCAGAGUGCCACCAGGCCAGCCAGCACCCCCAGACCUCUGCCAACUGUGUCCACUGUCUCCCUGACCCUCGUGCCGGCAGCAGGAACAGAGAUGGGGACAUCAGAUGCACCCACAGGGGGACAGCUGGCGGUGAGGGGACCCUUGGCCACCCCACGCCUCCCUUGGGGCACACAGCUUACUCUAGCCAGCAGCCAGCUGGUCCCACGGGUCACUGUCCCCGUCCCCCACCCCACAGGCACAGGGCCAGCCCAUAGUCUCCAUAGCAGCCCUGGCUCCAUAGGGCCAGUGGGCAGAGAGGGGGACCCAGAAGUGCUGUCCAGCCCCUCCUCGGCUCUGCCCAGUUCUGCGGCACAGCCUCCCACCGCAUUCCCCUCCCGGGGGCUGGCCGAGCCCUGGACCCGGCUGCUCCCGGCCCACCAGCGCAGUACGAGGAGAGCACCACACAGCCACACCACCACCAGCCCUGGCAACACAACCCCUCGCACGGACACCGGGACGAUGGGGCAGCGAGGACCCGAGCCCGCCCCAUCGCCUGCCUCCAACACAACACCCUCCAGCACCCCUGGUACCCCCAGCAGAGGGCUGCUGCCUGAGGAGGAUGUUGGUUCCCCACAGCGUGUGCGGGGUGCUGUGGGCCCCAUGAGUGCCCCGAACGUCUCUGAAGCCACCCCACAGCCAACAGCACAUCCUGCCACAGGAACACCCGGCACCAGGCAUGCAGGCACCCUGGGGACGCAGCCCCCCACCCACGGCACAGCAGCCCCCUCGACCAGGUGGCAUCAGGCAGGGGUGACACGGCAGACAGCCUCCCAGCACCCAUCCACACCACCACCACCACAGCCCAGCAGCUCACCGGCUCCAGGGGCCAAUGGGACAGGGCUGCGCUGGGCGGAGCUGCGGCGCCGGCUGGGCUUUGCUUGGGAGGGCCACAUCUAUGGGGUGGCCACAAUCUUCCUGGUGCUGGCACUGGGCUGCCUGGCCGGGCUGGCGGGAGCAGCCUCCUUGCGUCCUCCACACCUGCCCCACGUUGUAGGGGCCCACGGGCUGCUGCUGGCCACCUGCUUGCUGCGGGCCACCUUCCUGCUGCUGGACCCCUACGGGGCACGGGGCCACCUGCCCCCCCGGGCCCUGCUGCUGCUCAGCACGGUCCCCUUCCCGAUGCUGCUGGGUGCCUUUGCCCUCCUGCUUCAGUGGCUUCAGCGCCUGGCCCAGCUCCGGCUGCUGCCAGCCCGGCUGCAGGGACUGCCGGCACUGGGGGCUGCUGUCACCCUGCAGAGCGGGGUGCUGGGGGCUGCUGACAUGCUGCCACCCCGGCUGGGCCCUGGUGCUGGUCUGGGUCUGCAGGCACUGGGCUGUGGGGUCGGGUCCCUGCUGCUUCUGGGGGGGCUCUGGGGUGGCUGGAGGGUGCUGCGAGCACCCCGGGAAGGAGCAGGGGACAGCGGGGGGCUAGGACUGCAUCGGGGGGGCAGGGCACUGGUUGCAUCAGCACUGGUGGGGCUGCCGGUCUGUGGGCUGCAGCUCUACGGCUCCCUGUGGCUGCGGGGGGUCUUGGGACCCCCCUGGCGCUUCUCCCAGCCGGGCUGGCCAGCACAGCUCUGGCUGCGGCUUGGCGAGCUGGGCAUGGUGUUGGCACUGCUGGCAGCUGCCACUGAGCCUCUGUGCUGCCGGUGCUGGCGCCAGAGCCCCACCGGCCAUUCCUGCUGGGCCAAGGCGCUGCGGUACUUCUGCACCGGCCACAAAGCCGAGGUGCCUGAGUACCCCAACAACUGCUAUGACUGGGCUGGAGGUGGCACCGGCAGUACUGGUGUGGAUCGGGCACCCACCAGCGACAUCUCCAAGAGCCUCAUCCGCAACCCAGCAGAGCAGCUGCCCCUGCGGGCGCUCAAGGACAGUAACGAGGCCUGGGUGGCAACCGGCGGGAUGCCGGGGCUCAGCCCCAAGUGCCCCAACGCCUUGGUCGCCCGUUCCUGUGUCGCCUUCGAGCAGGGCUCGACCCCCUCACUGGGCGAGCUAGCCUUCCGCCCACCGUCCCCCAUCGACCUGCGCCGCAGCAUCGACCAGGCGCUCUGCCGCCGGCACCUGCUGCACGACAGCCUCUUCAGCUGGCAUCGCCGUGGCUCUGGCACCUCACUGCAUGGCUCUCUGGCCCCCAACGAGACCCCCAGCCUGGGGCGCAUGGUACGCUGCAGUUCACUGACAGAGCUGCCCGGUGCCCGUCAGCCCCCCGGCGCCAUCACCAUCACUGUCACUGCCUCGGUCAGCUCGUUGGAUAGCAGCUCGCUGAAGAUCAGCUGGAAUCCCUGGCACCAUGGGCUCUCCUCACCUGACAGCCUGCCCCUGGACGAGGUGCCCAGUCGGGCCCCCCUCUUGCUUCCUUCUGUGCCCCCUGGCUGGGAGCGAGAGGGUCCCCGCGGCUUCCCGUCCCUCGGCAAGGCGUCAGACACCCGCAGCCUCUCCAGCGACACCAUUGAGCUCUGA
This is a messenger RNA of Calypte anna (Anna's hummingbird), 3028 nucleotides long. RefSeq names its product proline rich transmembrane protein 3 (gene PRRT3). The record is from RefSeq and is a predicted model, not a curated record. Lineage: Eukaryota; Metazoa; Chordata; Aves; Apodiformes; Trochilidae. The transcript is spliced from 3 exons. Bases 11 to 3028 code for a protein of 1005 amino acids.